Lolium rigidum is the source of this 1773-nucleotide messenger RNA. RefSeq names its product glucan endo-1,3-beta-glucosidase 9-like. The transcript has 4 exons. NCBI's taxonomy places the organism in Eukaryota, Viridiplantae, Streptophyta, Magnoliopsida, Poales, Poaceae. Gene Ontology annotation, molecular function: hydrolase activity, hydrolyzing O-glycosyl compounds. Gene Ontology annotation, cellular component: plasma membrane. The coding region runs from base 1 to 1749 and encodes 582 amino acids. The record is from RefSeq and is a predicted model, not a curated record. Gene Ontology annotation, biological process: carbohydrate metabolic process.
AUGACGCCGGAGGAGAGGAGCUUGCCGGACAACGCUCUCGACAGCCUGGCCUGGGCACGGUGUUUCGAAGACGAGCGCGCUGUUGAGCUCGUGUGGACGGCAACCGCUCGAGCGGCCGCUUCAACACCGUCGGCCGCCGUGCCUGGUGGCGGUGGGCAUGGCGCCGGCGCCGACCCUGCAGAGGGCGCCGGAAAGGACCGCGGCGUCCGGAAGCUCGCGCACCGGAUCGUCAUCUGUCGUCGCGUGCACGAGCUCGGCCGCACCCGCGCCUCCUUCCGGAGGCUCGCCCGCCACCCGCUGCCGCCACAGGCACCUCCGCUCCCGCUCCUCCUCCCACUCCUCCUCCUCGCCGUCGCGCCGCCGCCGCCGGCCGCCGCGGUGGGCGUGAACUGGGGCUUCGCGGCGUCCCACCCGCUCCCGGCGGCGCAGGUCGUGCGCGACCUCCUCCUCCCCAACUCCGUGCCCCGCGUGCGCCUCUCCGCCGCGUCGCCCGACGCGCUCGCCGCCCUCGCCGGCACCGGCGUCGCCGUCACCGUCGGGGUCCCCAACGAGCUGCUCCGCCCCCUCGCCGCCUCCAGGAAGGCCGCCGCCGCCUGGGUCCACGACAACGUCACCCGCUACGCCCCCGGUGUACUGUUCGAGUAUAUUGCUGUUGGAGACGAUCCAUUUCUUCUGAACCAUGGGCAGCAGUUUCAACCUUUUGUGGUUCGUGCAGCAGCAAAUAUUCAACAGGCAUUGGACGAUGCAAAGUUAUCCAGCAAGAUGAAAGUUGUUGUGCCUUGUAGCUCCGAUGCAUAUCAGAAUGCAUCUACUCUGCCUUCCAAAGCUUACUUCAGGCCAGAUGUUAACAAAACCAUGGCUGAGCUCCUCACGUUUCUUGCUAAUCACAGUUCACCGUUUAUGAUCGAGCUGAAUCCGAUUUUGAGCUUUCGACAGAAGAAGAAUAUUUCCUUGGACUAUUACCUGUUCCAACUAAUGUCACGUCCAUUAAACGAUGGUCUUAACAAGUAUGACAACUACUUUGACGCGAGCAUAGAUGCUGUGGUCACUGCUCUAACUAAAGCCAGUUUCAGUAACAUGAGCAUCAUGGUUGGGAGAGCAGGAUGGCCAACAGAUGGAGCUGUGAAUGCAACUCCAGCUAUUGCCCAAUCCUUCAUGACAGGCCUGGUUAACCACCUGGCGAGAAAAUCUGGGACACCACUUCGCCCGAAAUUUGUUCCAACUGAGACAUACCUCUACAGCCUUCUAGACGAAGAUCAACAAAGUACAGCAAGCGGAAGUUACGAGAGACACUACGGUGUUUUUACGUUUGAUGGCCAAGCCAAAUAUCAUGUCAACUUGGGCCAAGGUCCUAAGGCUCUCAAGAAUGCCGUUGAUGUGGACUAUCUUCCGUCGAAAUGGUGCGUGCUGGAUGACAACAAGGAUUUGUCCAAUGUUUCUUCCAGUUUUUCCGCCGCUUGCUCCAACGCCGACUGUACUGCUCUGUCACCUGGUGGCUCCUGCACAAGUAUUGGCUGGCCUGGGAAUGUGUCGUUUGCCUUCAACAGCUACUAUCAGCAGCAUGAUCAGAGUGGUGAGAGCUGCAGCUUCAAUGGCCUAGGUUUGAUAACCACCGUUGAUCCAUCUGUCGAUAAUUGCCUGUUUGCACUUGCAAUUCGAGCUUCUGCUUCUACUUCCCUUCACCCGACAUUUUCCAUGUUGUGGAUACUAGCUUUGGGGUUUUUUCAUUUACAGUUUAGUCUGAUGUAGCUUCCUAGCCUUUUUUUUGGCUAC